AGUGAGAGAGUUAUGUGCUCUUUGUUUUCUUUGUUCUUUCUUUUUUAAUCAUAACUUGUCUUUAAUCAUAACUUGAUUGAAUAUUGUUCAUGUGAUUUGAAUCUUAUAAGUAGCAACUUGAUGAGUAUGUGCAGAGCCACUUUCUUAUUGAUGAUGAUGAUGAUGAGUUUUUCUGGAGGGCUUUCAAGUAUAGGACAAGUAAGCGAUUUAGCCAAAUGAUGUCAGAUAUCCGUGAGGGUGUGGAUACAACCCACGAAUGGCUAAUUCCUGCUUACAAAAAGGUAUUGGAAAGGUAUUGGGAAACAAAUGAGAAAUGGAAAAAUAUAAGGAAAAAAGCAAGAGAGAAUCGAGCGUCACUCUUAGGUGGUUCUGUCCAUUGCGGUGGUUCUAUUCCAUUGAGCUCAACUAUAGAGAGGAUGAAGAAGCAGUUGGGCCGUACACCAACCCACGAGGAGGUCUUCAAAGAAACCCACACACUUAAAAGUGACAAGUCUAAAUGGGUGGACAAGCGCUCUCAAGACACUCAUGUGAGAUAUAGUACAAAUACUCCUCCUAUGUCAAAAUUAUUAACUAAUUUCUAGCUGUCUGGCAUUAACAUUACUGUAUUUAGUGGUCCUAACUAUGUUCAACAUUAUUAUUAUUAUUAUUCAGCUUUGUGCUUUGUGA
Messenger RNA from Arachis ipaensis, 666 nucleotides. The record is from RefSeq and is a predicted model, not a curated record. NCBI's taxonomy places the organism in Eukaryota, Viridiplantae, Streptophyta, Magnoliopsida, Fabales, Fabaceae.